This is a messenger RNA of Lycium ferocissimum, 2132 nucleotides long. RefSeq names its product protein DA1-related 2-like. Bases 323 to 1765 code for a protein of 480 amino acids. The transcript has 12 exons. Gene Ontology annotation, molecular function: ubiquitin binding. The record is from RefSeq and is a predicted model, not a curated record. NCBI's taxonomy places the organism in Eukaryota, Viridiplantae, Streptophyta, Magnoliopsida, Solanales, Solanaceae.
CUACUAUAUUUGACAUGACGUGUAACGCAAAAGCCUUUGUUUCAUGGCAAGACUAGUUUUUUUUUAACAAGAAAAGGGAGGUGAAGAAGAAAUAGUUGGGUUGAGCAGAAUAUAGACUGAGAGACAGACAUAUAUCUACAAAAUCUCCUUUCCAUCAGAAAUCCGCCUCAGCAGAUUCCCCAAUCUCUCGUCUUUCCCUCAAGCUAAGAAUAAUCACAUAUUCGAUGAUGCUAUUCUUCUUCUUCUUCUUCUUCUCUUCUAUGCCAACUUGUCUCAUCUCUUUCUUCUUGCCCCCCACCCCCAUUCUUCUUCUCUUCAUGCCAUGCCUUGUUCAACUGCCAAUCAGCCUGCUUUCCCAUAUGAGAGGAAAAAAUCUUCAAAGUUUAUCAGAUGGCUCAGUAAGCUUUUCAAGGGCAAUAGGGGUGGACUAGGAGAGGACAACAUGGCACUCACACCACUGGAGGAUGACUCUUGGGGUAGUAAAGAGAAAGAGGAAGUAGAUCGAUCAAUUGCACGCUCUCUAGCCAAAGAUUCAAAGAGACCAAAUGGACAGAGACCGGUAACUGACAACGAUGCACGAAAUAACCUAAACUCAUCCACAGAACCUCCAUAUUGGGACUACAAUGCCAGAGGUUGUAGGAAAUGUAGUGGCUGCCAGGGGGAUAUUGGUUCUGGCAAUUAUUUGGGAUGCAUGGGAACUUUCUUUCAUCCAGAGUGCUUUCUUUGUCAUGCAUGUGGUUUUCCAAUUACGGAGUACGAGUUUUCUUUGUCAGGGAAUAAUUCUUAUCAUAAGUCAUGCUUCAAGGAACUGACUCAUCCCAAAUGCGAAGUGUGCCACCAAUUUAUCCCAACAAAUGGAGCUGGACUGAUAGAGUAUAGAUGCCACCCGUUUUGGUCUCAGAAAUAUUGUCCUUCCCACGAGAAUGAUGACACUAAAAGGUGUUGUAGCUGUGAACGUCUCGAGUCACGUAAUACAAGAUAUGUAUCACUUGGAGAUGGUCGGAGCUUAUGUCUAGAGUGCAUGGAAUCGGCCAUCGUGGACACUGGGGACUGUCAACAACUUUACCACGCCAUUAGAGAUUUUUAUGAAGGCAUGAAUAUGGCAAUAGAUCAGCAAAUUCCUAUGUUGCUUGUUGAAAGACAAGCCCUUAAUGAAGCCAUUGAAGGGGAGAAGCAUGGUUUCCAUCAUAUGCCUGAAACCAGAGGUCUAUGCCUAUCGGAGGAGCAGACAGUGACCAGUAUACUCAAGAGGUCGAAAAUGGCUGUUCGUGGACUAGUAGGACUCAGAACACAGCCUCAGAAGCUCACUAGAAAAUGUGAAGUUACAGCUAUCCUUGUCUUAUACGGGCUUCCUAGGCAUGCUAAGGGCAGAAGUGGUUACCAUUAUCUUUCGAUGUGCAGAUUACUUACUGGUGCUAUUCUUGCUCACGAACUGAUGCAUGCCUGGUUACGUCUAAAAGGAUUCCGUAAUCUUAGCCCUGAGGUGGAGGAAGGAAUAUGCCAAGUGCUUUCUCAGAUGUGGCUUGAAUCGGAAGUGAUGCCUCGAUCCAGAAAUAUGCCAUCCACAUCCACUGCUUCCUAUUCCAAGAAAGGUGGGAAGUCUGAAGUGGAGAAUAAGUUGGGUGAGUUUUUCAUGCAUCAGAUCACUCAUGAUGCUUCUCCAGCAUAUGGUGCAGGAUUCAGAGCUGCUAAUGCAGCAGCAAAUAAGUAUGGAUUGCGACGUACGUUGGAUCACAUUCGGUUGACAGGGAGUUUUCCUUUGUGAUGAGGCGAUCUGGAUUAGUUUCACCACCCCCACUCCCACGCCCCCCCCCCCCCCCCCACCCCACCUCCGGCCUCCCCCCUCUUCCUUUUUUUUGAGGGGUCUGUUUUGGAUUUCUGAUAAAGUUCUCGGAAUAUGUUAGAAAUUAGGGAGUUUCGCCAUGAAAUAUUAACUAGAAAAAUGUCUUGAAAAUGGGCGUCUGGUGCAUUUGGGACUGCAAGAAAGAUCACAGUUGAAUGCUCCAGGAUCAUUUCCAAUAUUAUUGUGAACGAAAUCCUACUUUAAGCAUUGUACCUCUCACAGUUGUUAUUUUUGGAGUGUGUACUACAGAAGAGUGAAUUAAGUUGUGUUCAUUAGUUUCUCCCUGCAA